Molecule: messenger RNA, 1183 nt
Organism: Acaulospora colombiana
Lineage: Eukaryota; Fungi; Glomeromycota; Glomeromycetes; Diversisporales; Acaulosporaceae
Source: the annotation of a GenBank genome assembly
GGACUUUGAUCAGGACUCAGUCCUUGAUAAUAUUAUUAAUAUUGCGGUCAUGCAUGGUUGGCGUAAAUUAGCCAAUCAGGAAUUGAAUAAAAAGGAGUGCCGACUCCUAAAUACGUUAAAAGUUUUGGAUCCUAUCAUUUAUUCACGUGAUGAAGAUCUCACGCCGUCAGAUUGGGAUAUUAUCAGAUUCCUCAAUGAAUGUAACCUAGAACCUUAUACGAAAAAAAUAGAUUGUUAUUUAAAGUCUCUUUUGGUUAUUUCCAACACAGAAGAUGGUCAAAGGCGUUUAAAAGCACAGGAACUCCUCGAUCUUUACAAGCAGGAAAGUAUUUUUACAAAAAUAAGUGGCGUGAUGGAGGGAACCAGACCAGAUAAAAGAAGAGCACGAAAAUGGGAAAAUGAACGUUCGAAUAAGCAGGUCCAUAUUCAUCAACCAAUUAGUGGGGAUAUAAAUAGUAUAAAUGGGACUGUUAUAAAUGGUGGUGCAUUGCAUGGUGGAGUGUUGCAUGAUCAAAAGAGAACAAAAGAGCUGAGAGAAAGGAAAAAGCGAGUUUAUUGUGACGAAAACUCGAACCCAGAUACUAUAACAGAAUCCUCAGACAUCAAAACAAAUUCAUCAGAUUAUUCAAGGCCUAAGAAGGUAAAAAAACAAUCCCAGCCUUUGGAAAGCAACAAUGACAAUCCUUUAAUAGCCCAGAAACAUGAUAGCGAUAGUGAUGAAGAGUUGGCUGAUACGCUAGAGCAGGACACACUAGGUUACGAUGGAUUAGCAUUACUUUUCAAUGAUUCAAAUGAAGAUUCAAUUAUGGAAAAAAUCGACGAAAAUACUCAUGAGGAAGAAAAUAAAUUGCCACUAGCGAGUGAUGAUAAGGAUCCAUCCAAACUUAUACGUGAAGACGUGUUGAAUGCGUUUCGAAAAUACCAAAACAAAAUCCCUAAAACUCGCAAAGUAUUCACCCCUGCAUAUUGGGGAGUGCUUGAUCUAACUAGAGAAAGUCUAUCUGGAUGUAAAGAAAUUACCGAGAACGACUUACAACAAUUAUCUCAAGAUUUUGCUAAUCAUGUUAAAUGGAAAUGUGAACCUGCCCCAACAAGCAUCCAGAAUUACUUUCACAAUCAUUGUGAAAAACUUGACAAUAGCGAUGAAAACAAAUAUUUCGACACAAAUAUACAAUUUUUGUAG